Molecule: messenger RNA, 1938 nt
Organism: Paecilomyces variotii
Lineage: Eukaryota; Fungi; Ascomycota; Eurotiomycetes; Eurotiales; Thermoascaceae
Product: calponin homology domain protein
Exons: 2
Coding region: 1-1938 (645 amino acids)
Molecular function (GO): protein binding
Source: RefSeq, a predicted model, not a curated record
AUGGCGUCAGUCUCAUCGCUGGAUAGGGACCUGCGCAACAUGCGCCUGUCCAAGUAUACCCCGCAGGCCGCCAACGAAGUGCGCGAAUGGAUUGAGGAAGUGCUGCAUGAGAAACUGUCCUCCGGGGAUUUGAUUGCUGCGCUGAAAGAUGGUGUCGCUCUCUGCAAGCUAGUCAAUCUCGCGGUCUCUCCAGGUGUCAAGUACAAGCAGUCGUCUAUGCCAUUUGUACAGAUGGAAAAUAUUUCCCAUUUCCUCCGCGCAAUUCAGAUGCCGCCGCUCAGUCUCCCACCACAUGAUGUCUUCCUUACAGUCGAUCUUUACGAAUCGAAGGACCCUGCCCAGGUACUUCAGUGUUUGGGGGCUUUCAGCCGAAGGGCCAAUGCUAUCGAGCCCGCCAAGUUCCCCCGGACACUGGGAGCCAAAAGCAAAGCAGGUGCAGUAACUCCUCAGUUGACAGGUUCAAGCCAAAGCCAGCUUGGCACCAGACCACGAGGAGCUAGCAACGCCAGCAACCCUGGUGCCCUGAGUCCGGCAGCCGCGUCAACAACUUCCGGGCGAAGCAGCCCUGGAAAGGGGGGCUCGCCAUCGCCCAGAGCUCCAGUGAGCAGCUGGAGCAGGAAAACGGACGAAACGGUCACGGCACCGGCAUGGAAUAUCCACCAGUAUGGCUACAUGGGCGGUGCAAGUCAGGCUAAUCAAGGUGUCACAUUUGGUGCGCGACGGCAGAUAACCAGUCCAUUACCAGCGGUUCCCAGUUUGGCCGAGAAGGAAAAGAAGAGACGGGAGGCUGCAGCCGAAGAGGAACGCCGUCGUAGGCAAGCUCAGGAGGAAGAAGAAGAACGGCGACGGAUCCAGAGAGAAGAGGAGGAAGCUAACGCCCGAGCAGAAGAAGAGCGCAGAUGGGCAGAGGAAACAGAACGACUGAGGGAGAACGAGCGCCGCGAGGUUGAGGAGCAGAAAAAGAAAUGGGACGACGAACAGCGGAAGUGGGAGGAGGAAGAGCAACGUCGUCUCCAGGAGGAAAAGGAACUCGAGGAGAAGUUCAACCGAGAACGACAGCGCACUCGAGGCUUGAGUGACGCCCGCCUCAACGGACAGUUCCUCAGCCAGUAUCAAGCCCACCAACCGAAGUCGCCGCCCAGGACAGUCGAGACGGCGGAGAGCCAGCGUAUUAAGGAACUUGAGCGGGAACUUGAGCUGGCCAAGGAGCGUGAGCGCCAAUAUGAACGUGAGAGACUAGACCUACGUGAAAAGCAAGAAAGAGACAAUCGCUCACGUAGCCGGAGUCAUCCGCGUCCAGUCCAACCGAGUUACGACCUCUCAUCCCUCGAAGAAGAACGCAAACUGCUACGCAAGGAAUGGCAGCAACAGCAAGACGACUUCUCAGCACCGCCAAUGACACCUCCCAGACAAGGUCGGCCGCUCCCUGACCCCAAAGCCGCUCAACAAACAUCACCCCGACCACUCCCUGAUCCCAAAGUCGCUGCCCAGACCUCACCUCGUCCGCUCCCUAGUCCAGGCGCCUACGCCAAUCGCACCGACCGUUUCCUUGCCUCAAACCCAGCUCCAUCCCCCCCUAAGCCAUCAUCCCAUCGACCAGCAGACUACUCUUCUACCGCUGAGAUUGACGCAGAGAAUAGCCGCCGUAUAGCCGCACAGCAGAAGACCCGCGCCGGUGGUUGGGCCUCCAAAUCUCUCCUUGAGCGGGAGAUGGAGCGUGAACGUGAACGCCAGCGCGAAUGGGAAGAGGGUCAGAAACAAACCUCCGAAGCCGCAAAGAAGGGUCUCAAGGACGAUGUCGGUGUUGGUCCUGGCCAAGGUGCCUGGGAUGUCCACCAGUAUGGCUUCAUGGGCGGUGACAAUCAGAAUCGAGGUGGCCCUGGUCUAGGAAUCGGAGGAGCCAGAAGACAAAUUAUUGGACCGAGACCACCACCAUAA